Caenorhabditis remanei is the source of this 2973-nucleotide messenger RNA. RefSeq lists its product as uncharacterized. The coding region runs from base 1 to 2973 and encodes 990 amino acids. The record is from RefSeq and is a predicted model, not a curated record. NCBI's taxonomy places the organism in Eukaryota, Metazoa, Nematoda, Chromadorea, Rhabditida, Rhabditidae. The transcript has 7 exons.
AUGAAGCAUCAGCGUUACUUGAUAAUUGAUGAUUUCCACGACACCGGUAUUUGCGGUCCCCUUUCUGAACUAGCGAAACAAUAUGCUUGUGCACUCUAUAUCACCGACAAUCUCCAGGACCCCAAACUCCCAACUGAUCAGCCACCAAAACAAGGACGGAAUAGGACAAAGUCUAAUAAACGUAGAAAUACAUCACAUGCUCGACAUCAAGCUCCCAGAUCCAGAACGUGCAGUUGUCCUGAGCAUCUUUCUGCUUCUGACAUGAGUGAAGCAGAUGACAGUGACAACGAACCUUACCCUACUAGACAUCAUAGAGUCCACAAAACGCCAUCGAUCGACUCUUCAACGGAUUCUCAAACGUCGUCAACACACAACUCUGCGUCUCAGACACCUUUGCCUGACUGUACUCCGCCUCGUUCAGUACUCGAAACAUUGAUUCACAAACUCUCCAAAGUUAAUGAAAUUCCGGGUAUCACAUCUCCAAACGCAUCGCGUACCGAAUUGUUGAUGUUUUUAAAAACUUUCAUUGAGAAAAUUCUUGUGUCGCAACAAACUCCGGAUGUUAGGAAUGUUGAGAGUCCAAUCAAUCCGGCAGUGGAAAUUCAAACACCAAAUGAAUCGAGUGCCGAGAUACUGGAUAAUGCUACAGAUUGUUCACGUUCAGAACAAACUUUCUUGGUUGAGGAACCAGUGCCUGACGAUACAACACAGAAUGUCACAAAAAAGGACAAACUGGAUGAACCGAUGCACCAUGUAGUGGUUCAGAGCUCUACGGAUUCUAAUGAAGAGAUCAACGACACUGAAUUCGUAGCAGAAACAACCGAUCAGGUACUGAGCGAAUCUCAAGUUCAGGAAUCUAUGGAUGUAACCAAACUUCAAAACUCUGUUGCACCGGAUGUUGUUGUCGAAACUGACAUUGUUCAAAUGGAGUCAGAUGACACAACACUUGCCUCUAACUCUUCAGAAAUUCACCUGGCCAGUAGAAGAGAUCCAACGGGAGAAGUCAAUGAAAGUCAGAAACUUCUUUCUGAAUCAAAUAGUCAGAAAUUUCCAAGUCCAGUUCAAAUCGGAGUCAGUUCACAAAGUUCCCAGCAUUCCAUUAACCCUGUCAUCCCACUAUUAGCUCCAAAUCCGCCACCGCCUCAUACUUUCUUUCAUCUGCCAGGUGCUCCGCCAAACCAGCCAAUACUUCAACAAGAAGGACAGUUUAAAUUUCCUCAGAAUCUGAUUUACCAACCGACUCUAAUGUUCCUUCAACACCAACAGAAUAUGAUAAACGCGCAGUUGAUGAUGCACCAUAAACCAAUGAUUGCUCAACAUCCUCCGAACCUGAUGAACUGGAAUCUGAUUGAACCUGUCCGUGGCCCAACACUAUCGUUGAACAGUAAUGCAUCUUUGAGUUCACCGAUAUCGCAGAGAGUAGGAGGACAGAACCUAAAUCAACUCCAUCAUUAUUCUCCUGUCGUCACAUCUCCCUCUCAUCAUUUCGGAUCGGAAGUCAAUUCGAAUAUGUUUCUAGUUCAUCAAAAAAAUCGAGAUGGAGUUUUGAAGGCGCCCGACAAUGACUCUUCCAAAGAAUCCGGGUAUAAACCAGCAACAGGUUCAACAGCUGCUCCUCAACAUGUGUUUCCUGCCACUGGACCAAUUUCUACGGUCAUACCAGCUGAUAUUCAGUCGCCCAUAGGAAAAUCUGGUAGCAAAAGUAAAAAACGGAAACUGCCAGAAAUUGAGUGCCACCCAGUGGUCAAGCCCCAAAUGCCCCAUAUGAUUAACAUAGGCGCCGGCAUAUCGGAUGAUAGCGAAUUAAUUGAACUACAAAAUAAAGCGAUUCGCGAUAAUUUGCCUACAUAUCCGCCGGGGCUAUAUCAGCUCGGGAGACCAUUCAAAAAUGGUCGGGUACGUCUUUAUCGGAAAGACAGUUUUGAGAGAGGAAUUGAACUGAUUCCACCAACGCAGUCAGAUGACGAAAGAAUAUACCGUCAGCUUUUCACAGAAGGUCAAGUACUUCUCUCGAAUCUCAGUCAUCGACCUGAUAGGAAGUUCGGUGAAAAAGAGAUUCAUCCUUCUAUUCGUGAGAAGAUGAAACAACCAACCGGCCAGACUGUCACUGCAAUGCACCCGAAACUACAUCAUCACGGUGUUCAGAACCUUCAUCCUCGUCGGAGGCUGAACGAAACAGUUCAGACGCUGCAACAAGAUGACAACGAGCAGCAUAAAGCGAAAGUCGCUCGGCUGAAUCAGAAUAUGAAGCCAGUGACGGAAAGUGUAUUGGUGGCUGUGUACAAUACUUCUCCAUUCCGAGGUCAAAUCGUUGGAUAUCGUCAAAUUGCUGCUGCCUCCUUAGAUGAGCUUCGGAAGAAGGAGAAACUCGUGCCUUUCACCAGGGUUUCGGAUUAUCAAAAUAGAAGUAAUGCGAAUGUGGAGUUAAUCGAUCUCACUGGCGACGAAGAGGAGGAAAUUUCAGUUGGAAUUGACACCUCGCUUCAAAAUGUUUCUAUUUCGAGUGGUAGCCAAAACUCUGUUGGAAAAGCCAAUUCGGGAUCGACAGAGCCGAGACAUCAGAAUGUUUGUGAGCAGAAAGAUAAAUCGAUGCGCGUCGAUCAACAUCAUCCAACCAAACAAUUUAUCCCCCCGGACUACAAUAAAUAUGAUGUCACCAAAACACCGCGGGCGAGAGUCUUGAAUAUUACACCAACGAAUCCGUAUCCACUAAUACCCCAUGUUAAAAGGACCAAACACAAGCAUACUAAAAUUCAAUUGAAACAUCUGAAUUCAAUCUAUGAGAUGUACAAGCAGCAUAAAAUCAUCGAAAAUGAUUAUGCAAAACUGGGUCAGCCAAUCGGGCUGGCCGGCUUCCAGGUGAAACAGUACAUUAACAAUCAGAAAGCUGCUGAUAGAAGAAAAGAAAGGAAAACCCAAAAAGUUGAAGAAUCAAAGAAUUCGUAUGGAUUCAAUGACAAUAAUCAGCAAUGA